ACAGGUGAGAGGAAGUGUGCACAUGUACAGUCAACUGUAUGUAGCUCCAGGUCAGAUGGGAAAACGAAAGUAGACACCUGUGGUGUUUGUGCCUGCUAAGCAAUGUGUAAGAGUGUUGGCUGUGACAGGGACAUACAUGGUAAGGGGCCAAUGAUUACCUUAUCUAGGUGUGAUUCCUACAGACAUACUACCUGGGAAGUGUCACCUGGAGGAACAUUUCCUAUCCAUACACUGUCUAUAGACAAUACAGGUACCUCCAGCGAUAAGGAAGUGUAUAUGUGUACACAUUGUUGUCCUAAUUGCGACAGACCUCUGAGUGUAGGCCUAAUGAUCGACCAACACUGCUUUUAGAACAAUCAUUUUGAACAAUGACAUCCAUAUAUAGAUACAUUAAGUUUGAAACCAUGCUGUGAGAUACUAUAUAGAGUGUAGGUUUAGUGUUUGUCGUCAUUUCUUCUGUCUGAAUCAGUGUGAGUGACAGGAUCUUUUCUUCCUGUGGAUGUGAAGCUGUGUUAUAUCAACAGGUUACACACAUGUUACCUCUGUCAGCUGUGGCUGCUCGGUUCUCAGGGACAAACAAGCUACCGACAAUCAAUAUAUGUGUGCGCCCAGCGAUUAGGUACUAAUUCUGGUGGACCUGGAAGCAAUCAGACUUGAUAAGACAGUGAUCAUACUGCUCCAGGAUGUAGUGAAAUAAUGAACAACUAUCAAGGACUUCCAGGAUUGUGUAUUAAUUACAUCAAACAAAAAAAAACAAAUCAUCACAUAGUAUAUUGUGUCGCUAUAGGGUGUACUUAAAAGUUUGCUCAACUUGCAAUUGAACUUUGCAAGCUCAGACAAGAACACAAAUCAUAAGACCUUAUAAUUUAUCACACUGAUACAAAUAUUCAUUUAUCAUGCUGGAUGCUAGCAGCUGUUUGGAUUCAAGGCAGUAAACAUUUGUCAAUACUUUGUCUGUGCAUUCACAGAAAUUUGAAAAAUAUUUUGUGGGAGUGUUUUUGAAGUAAUUAUCGGUUACAAUGCCACUAUACAAGGAUCUACAUGCCUUCUAUGUGCAGUGUACUAACUAUGGCUUGUCUAGAUUCAGUAGACCGCCCAGGCGUAUCUUUUCCUACAAAAUUUUACCGCUUGUUAUUCUUUUCUGUAUGUGCCUUAUACUGGCAGUAUUGAUUUUACACAUAACAAUAGAUUUGGAAACUGAAGAAACUUUAGAUGAUGGGAAAGAAGAGCUGAGAGAAGUUGAAACUGUGCAGAAAGAUGAUGAUUCUGGAAAUGUAGAGGAGGUGAUUAAACUAGAAAGUAUAAAGGAUGAAGCAAAAAAGGUGUUCAACAACCGACCGCCUGAACUUUUAAACAAUCGUGACUGCCAGGUGAACAAUUUUGUGUUUAUCAAGUGCAUGAAAUGUGCAACAGAGACCAUGGGAACCAUUUUGCGCAGGUACGCUUUAAAGAACAAGUUGAGUGUUUUAUUGCCUCGAGGUAUAAACAUUUAUCUAGGGUGGCCUUACAUGAUGGAAAGUUCUGACUAUCGUCCGUCCAGUAGCUCCAGUGGGAACAGGUAUUAUAAUUGUUUGAUUGAACAUGCGAUUUACAAUGCGUCAGUGAUGAAAUCUCUGUUCCCUCACGAAACAAGGUUUAUAUCCAUCAUACGAGAGCCCUGGUCACAUUUCAAGUCCACUUUUCAUUAUUUUAACAUGCAGAAGCUGGCACAUGUUGUGUCGGACACUCCAUUAUCAACAUACCUACAGGAUAUUCAGACCUACGAGAAGAUUUAUAAGAGUCCUGAAGCAGCGUCACAUAGGUACUGUAUCCCUGACGGCUUUUCCGUGACCAGGAAUCUCAUGUGUCACUGUAUGGGUAUGAAGACUGGAUUUCCUGAAGGUGCCAUAGACAUCAGCAAAAACACCAGAGCUGUACAAGACUUUCUAAACUGGACAGAAAACGAAUUUUCCCUCGUCAUGAUUGCCGAAUAUUUUCACGAAUCUUUGGUUCUUCUCAAGCGAAUGAUGUGUUGGACAAUGAAGGAUAUUAUAUAUAAACGAGUCAAUUCAGCAAAAUACAAAUAUGAGGAGAACGAUGGAGACAGGGCACUUCAUGAACGCUGGAGCCGUGCUGAUUAUCAACUCUACAAUUUUUUUAAUGAAUCUUUCUGGGAGAAAGUUGUGUAUCAGGGAAAGACUUUUAAUCAAGAAGUUCAAAUCUUUACAAAAAUUCAAAAGUCUGUAAAUGUAUUUUGUAAUUUUUCAUCAGAGAGUGGUAAAAUAGACCCCAUGUUUAACAUGACUAAGACAGUCUUGUCAAUUCCACAAAACAAGUUUAGCUUAGGGUUCACAUUUACGCUGGAGGACUGUGAACUCCUCGGCUCCGAUCUGUUAUCUUCCCUUAAAGAGCAGCACGAGGAACAUACUCAAUAUGAGGACAAGGACCCACCUAAGCGAACCUGCUGAUUGGCGGGUCCAUUGAUGAAGUUUUUGUCAUAUUCAUUACCUGUAAACUUUGCUGAAGAAAAAAGUUGUUUAAAAACAAGUCCAACAAAUAUGAAAAAUAUUGAAUGGCCCGAAAUGUUUUAAACGAAGUUUUGCUUGUUUAACAUUUCAUAAAAUGUAAGAUCUUAGUUUGCCUGUUCCAAGUAGACAGUGAUCAGUUAGUGACAUAUGGUUUAUCUGAGUGAUAUCUAUUUGCAACAUUUGUAUAGAUGGUUUUACUUUAAUCGUGAUGGUACAAUUAAAACUGUUUCAUUACUACUACGUCAAUGACCCAAACACAUGCAAUGCCACAUAUUAAUUUGUAUAGUUUGAUACAGAGUUGUCUUUUCUGUAUUGAAUAUUUUCCUUUAUACAUUUUUUUGAAUGUCCUGCCUUUUGUUUACUCUUAGGGCUCUUUUUAUCUGUAUUUUUAAAAAGGGACCUGAGACAGCUAGCUGUUGGAAAAAUGACAACAUUGCUUUGGGAAAAUAAAGCAUUGAAUUUGGAAAAUUAAGAUUAUUAUCUAUCUUGGAAUUGGUCACCAGACAUCUGGAACUUCAGAAAAAGCCCUGAACAUACAUUUAAUUUUCUAUUAUUAUUUAACAGAUUGUUUUUGUUAUUAUUAUUUGUGAUUUUUUUGUUUUUAGACCUAUCUUGUCUGGGGAAUAAACUACAGGAUAUAGUUUUCUAUUUGACAUGUAGUUAUCUCCCUUCCACUGCAGGGAUUCUUUGUUUGUACAUGUGUUAUUUACACUUUUAUGUGUAGGACUAUAAAUUAUUGUUGUAGAGUGGUGUUUGUGUGGUCGAUACAUGGUUGCUGUGAUAUUGAACAUGUACUUGCGAUUUUAUUGACUUCAUUCACUGGUAUAUAUACUAGUAAUACAUGCAGACAAUUACCUAUUUCAUCCAUGUUAACAACAAUAAGUCUGUUCAAAAUUUUUAUGUUUAGAUUUUCAUUUGAAAACUAAGCUUUGGUAUCCUUGCUAAAAUUUUGUUGAAUAUCUCUUGCCAAUGAUUUGAAAUUUAAUUUGCUUACUGAUUUAUUAAGUAGCUAUUUAUCCAUCGUAAUAGACAAUGGCCAUGGGAAUACCUGUAUGUUAUAUAUAGAAUCUGUCAGUAAAAAUAAAUAUACAAAAGUUCAGUAUAUUUCUACCUGACAGUGGUAGGAAAGAGUUAAAAAUGGAUUCAAAAUUAAUUUCCAAUUCUCUCUCCAAAAAUCUUUCAUUUCAAGUAGUAUCAUGCAUCAAAUACCUGGACAACUAAUUAGUUGUAUCUAAAAUAUAAUUAUCUCAUAGUUUUCUUUGCAGUUUUCAAUAUAAUUUGAGAUUUUUUUGUUGGAGCUUGAUGGAAACUUUACCUCAACAUACAUUUUUGUAUGUACAUGUACUACCAAAAUAACCUUCCUAAUUUAUGUUAUUAAAUGUGACAUCCUGUUAUAGAACUUGAUGGUUAUAAAUGUCAGACAAUAUAAACUACACACACAUGCAUGUGACUUCAGUAACCUAUACACCUAUGUACCCAUAGUAACAUACACCCUAGUAUGACUUCAGUAACCUACAACCCCAUGUAACAACAGUAACCUAUAUAGCCCCAUAUACAUGUACCCAUAGUAACAUACAACGCCAUGUAACAACAGUAACCUAUAUAGCCCCAUGUACCCAUAGUAACAUACACCCCCAUGUAACAACAGUAACCUAUAUAGCCCCAUAUACAUGUACCCAUAGUAACAUACAACGCCAUGUA
Messenger RNA from Mizuhopecten yessoensis (Yesso scallop), 4208 nucleotides. RefSeq names its product galactosylceramide sulfotransferase-like. Gene Ontology annotation, biological process: glycolipid biosynthetic process. The transcript has a single exon. The record is from RefSeq and is a predicted model, not a curated record. The coding region runs from base 1020 to 2447 and encodes 475 amino acids. Gene Ontology annotation, molecular function: galactosylceramide sulfotransferase activity. Gene Ontology annotation, cellular component: membrane. NCBI's taxonomy places the organism in Eukaryota, Metazoa, Mollusca, Bivalvia, Pectinida, Pectinidae.